Scomber scombrus (Atlantic mackerel) is the source of this 2485-nucleotide messenger RNA. RefSeq names its product tripartite motif containing 8a (gene trim8a). The coding region runs from base 253 to 1959 and encodes 568 amino acids. NCBI's taxonomy places the organism in Eukaryota, Metazoa, Chordata, Actinopteri, Scombriformes, Scombridae. The transcript has 7 exons. The record is from RefSeq and is a predicted model, not a curated record.
CUGAGCUCCCUCCUGACGAGUUUUAAUCUGCCUGCAUUUACCGUUAAAUAUUAGUCAAAGAGUUGACGGGAAGGCGAAACCAGGCCAACAAAAACCGGCGCAGAGCAGGCGGACGGAUAGCCUGCCGGGAUCUAAUCAAAGGAGCUGGAUCUGGACGUGAAGCUGUACGGCGUUAGAGGUGCACCGGAGUCUGCCGACGGACGACAUGGGAAAUAAAUAGUUGUCAUACAACAUAAUUUUCCAGCUGAAGUCAUGGAUGCAAGUUGGAAAAACUGCUUCGAAGAGGAGCUCCUGUGUCCCAUCUGCCUGAAUGUCUUUGAAGAACCCAUCCAGCUGCCAUGCAAGCACAACUUCUGCAAGGGUUGCAUCUCUGAGGCCUGGGCCAAAGACAGCGCUGCGGUCCGCUGUCCUGAGUGCAACCAUGACUAUGACCAGAAACCCACGCUGGAGAAAAACUUUAAGCUCGCCAACAUAGUGAAGCGAUUUAAUGCGCUGAACACUGACAAAGCCCCUGCUGUGCUGCACUGUGUCCUCUGCAGACGGGGCCCCCCGCUGCCUGUGCGUAAGGUCUGUCUGCGCUGUAAGGAGCCCUGCUGCCAAACACAUAUCCAGACGCACCUACAGCAGCCGUGCCCAGCCCCGGGACACCUGUUAGUUGAUGCUGAGGAGCUGAGCGCUUGGACCUGUCCCAGUCAUGAGGAGUACAGGCUGUUCCACUGUGAGGAAGAGCAGGUGGCUCUGUGUCCGUUCUGCUGCAUCUCUCACUGCACUAACCAAAGACACACAGUCUGCGAUGUGGAUACACAACGCAUACAAAUGCAGGCCAUGCUAAUGAGGCAGCAAGGCAGACUGGACGACCGUGUUCAGAACAUCGACGAGCAGCUUACUAAGCUGGAAUCAGACAAGACACUGAUGAAGGAUGCAGUGUCUGACCUAAAGGAGCGCGUGAGAGACCAGUAUCAGAGGAUGCAUGCGCUGCUAGAAGCAAACCAGUCUGAAACCAUGCAGAUGCUGGAGAGCACUUAUACGACGUACACGCGGAAAAUCUCCCAGCAGGUCGUGCAGCUCAAUGAGAGGCGGCAGGAAGCAGAAAAACUUCUGAGCUCAGUACAAACGUUCUUCCAAAGAGCAGACAGCUUUAACUUCAUGAAGAACACAAAACCUUACCAGCUGCUCCUGGACAGGUCAAAUUCACACCUGAAUAGCGUCAUUCCUCCACUUAGGGUGGGUCAGCUCAACUCUCAUCAUUUGUUCUCCGAGCUCUCAACAAGAGAGAAAAACCUGCGCAAAAUGCUGGAAGAACCGUUCAGUGAGGUGCCCAUUCUUGACAUUGUCCAGUCGCAGAACAGUCCUGCUGGCUCCUAUAUGGGGACUAGUUCAGGACCACAGAAGAGGAAAUACGGUAUGGCUUUCCUGGAGAGUAACACUGAAACCUCUGUCUCCCAGGAUCCUGCUACGUUGCUCUACAGCAGCAAAAAACCCUUCCUGGCUGACCAGAGCCAUCAUGCUUCAUCCAUGUACUCAUCUGAAGGUCUCACCCACAAUCCUCACAGCGGCCCCGGCCACAGUCGGCUCCUUGACAGUUCAGCCCAUCACAUGGUGGGUCUAGGGUCCAGCUCUAGCCACCACUCAGGGACCAUAUUCACUCCCCCCCACUUCCCCAGCGGCGGUGCCUCGCAACAAGCCAUGUACGAAGGGAGGAAAGUACUGAUGUGCACUCUGAAUAACUGCUGCUGCUCCCGGGCCCCUGCUGCCCGAGCCCGGCCACCGUACACGGCACCAGACUCCUUCCCCUCCAUGACCUCUCAGGAGUUUAACCCACAUGCCCCUCUACCUGCAAGCCAGCCACUGCAGCAUUUUCCCAUGAGGGGCCUGAUGGAAGCUGCACAGACAGCCAGGCACCCUGACUACUAUGGGCUGUACAGCCAGCCUUCAACCAAGCAUUAUGGGACCAAGUAACAAAUCAGAAUCAGCAUCCACCUUUGUUCCAUUUUAUUGAAUCACAAUUGGCAUCGGAAUACCAAUUUUUGCUCUUUGUUCCAGAGACAUGUUGUUAGUUUGCCUUCAUCAUGUUAUUUUGACCCCGUUUACUUUCUGAAUCCCAGUGACAGUAGUAUUUUCUAUUUGAAUUCAACUGGAAGUGCUAAUGUGAACAAUAUAGUCUUAAACCCAUUCAAGCAGUUGAACUAGAUCUUAAAGAAAAGACAUUGUUCAUCAGGAGCAUCAGGACAUGGGACUCCAGAGACUUCAGUGCCUAAAAAGACUGUUAACAUGUUCUUAUUGUACUUGCAAGUUCCUAGCUCUUGAUUAUUUCCUGUUUGCGGCUGAAAGCAUGCAGGGAGCUUCUCCGCGCACUCCAAAGUCCACGUGGCUUUAGAAAAACACUGGACUACGAAUGCUUGUCAGGUUUUUCAUACAUUUUUAUACAAGAUUAUGAAUGAACCAAAAUCAGAGGAAAUACUGAAUAAACAAGCAUAUUAAAUUA